Klebsormidium nitens is the source of this 1440-nucleotide messenger RNA. The record is from the annotation of a GenBank genome assembly. NCBI's taxonomy places the organism in Eukaryota, Viridiplantae, Streptophyta, Klebsormidiophyceae, Klebsormidiales, Klebsormidiaceae.
AUGAGCGGCGUAACCAGAGUGUGCGCAAGCUGCGUCUGCCCAGCUUCGGCUUGCCCCCAUGUUGCCGGUUGUCCGCUCUGGGCUCCGGUGCUGCCUCUGGACGCGAAAGGUGUGCAGCUCGAGGUUCCCAAGCUGGUCCGGCCGACUGACAGCUUCGAGGUGCACGACCCGCUGGUCAAGGUCCGGUUCUACUGCUGCGGAUGCCCGUUGAAGCACACCGUCCACUUCAACGGGGAAGCGCUCGGCCUGUACGCGUGGAGCAGGGCCAUCAUCGUCACGCAAGAGUCUUGCCAGCUUCUGCUUCGUUCCGUUCAAGGGACCGCAUCAGCCUUCAGCGCCCUAAUCAGCGCACAUAAGGAGGUCCGAGGGCGCUUCUCGCCGGGGGCCCCUCCCCUCCUCAGCGAGGAGUCGUGGCGGAAGGUCUGCUUGGCCUUCUUCCGGCUGUGUGGGCGGAGCAUCCUCGAGUGCUGUAGCCUGUGCGGGCCACAUCCAGACGUCCUGCUCUGCGAUGGUAUCGCUGGGCUAGCGUGCGCGGACGGUAGCAAAUCGAAAGGCGGGUUGGCGGGGACGGCAGCAAGCGAACUCCGGCCUUUCACAGCUCCGAGCCGGAAUAGUUCGGGGGAGACCGUCGUGAAGCACAUGGAAGCGGGUCUCAACUUCAGUGCGACUGCGCUGGAGGGGCGGGGGCUCAAGAGGCGCCUGAUCCACCAGCCGGAGCUGCGGGCUCUGCUGGCGCGGUACAGCCAGCAUCAUCCGAAGGACCCGGACCUGGGCGCGCAGCUGAGCGAGAGCGAAUUCCAGGAGCUGCUGGCUACGCUUGGUCGCGAUGACGUGGAGCUCGUCUCCGAAUUUGUCCCCGACCCCGACGAUGCGGAUGCCGAGCCCGUCCUGCUCCACUGGAGGAGGCGCCUUCUGCAAGAGCAGAUCGGGCAGAUCCGAUCGAAGAACCGAGCUGCACGGCUCCUGUUGGAGGGCAUCCGGAGGGAGACGGGCCUUGCUGCGCCGGGCGCCAACCCCGGUCGAGUGCGUUCGCCGCGGAAGUGGUGGGCGGAACUGCUGUACGCUCUGGGGUCCCCUCAAACCGUCAGCGACGACAGCAACCUGAUCCAGCACGGGGCUGCACUGGCUGUGGUUCGGUUGAUUCUUCUGGGGGGUUCAGCAGACGAGGGGGAGAAGGCCGUGCUGGCAGAGCAUGCGCCUAUCCUUCGUCGGUUGCUGGACAACUACCACGGGGUGUUUCCGGCCUACUUUCUUCCCAGUCUCCAUCAUUUGUACCGGUUGACCGUUUUCGGGCGCGGGGCGGUCGGGCUGGGGGUCGGUCGAGCCGGUUGGGCGCUGUCUGCUGUCCAGGGGUUGGAUGCCUGCGUUUGGCUGCUGCAGUUGAGACGGAUCGAUCCAGGGUCUUGGAACGAGGAGCGAGAGGAGAGCUACACCUUCUAG